AGAAAACGUACGGUGGCUAUUUAACCACGAAUCAAUUCCGUUCCAUUGCCGAUGAAGACGUUCAACUUGGUCGUACGCACAUCAAAUAGAGACACCAUAAUGAACCACUUCAAAGUAUUCACCGCGUUAGCGGCUUUCUGCGCGUGCGGCGCACUGGCCGCGCCAGCCGGUCAACACACGGUCAUACCGAUCCUGAAACAGGUGAACCGACAGAACGAGGAUGGUUCGUACAGCUACGGUUACGAGAACGCGGACGGCACGUACAAGAUCGAGACCAAAUAUCCGACGGGAGAAGUGUACGGCAAAUACGGUUACGUGGACGAGACCGGCAAACUGCGGACUGUCGAGUACGGAGCGUCCGCUCGCGGUUUCGAGCCGGUCGGCACCGACAUCACCGUGCCGCCGCCUGUUCUAGGCGUCGACUCCAACGACCUGCACAAGGACCCGUCCUCGUCGCAGGACGAUUACGACGACGGACAAUACCGCGAAGACCCGAGCGUGUACUACAAGACGUCGUCGUCGGACGUGCAGCUCAGCCACCACCAGCAACAGCAACAGCACCACCAGCAGCAACUGCAACACCACCAGCAGCAACAGCAACAGCAACUGCGGUCCCUGCAACAGGCCGCACCCGUAGCACCGAGACAACAGCAAUGGUUCUCCGGCAGUCCGCAGCAGAAGGCAAGGCCCGACAUCAAUCAGUUCCAGACCCAUCCGUCCGUGCACAACUUCGAUCCCGCGUCCGGGUCGUUCUCCAUCUCGUACACGGGAAAGUGACUGCGGUCGAGCGGUCACAAGCGAUCGUCGCGAUGACAUCGAAUAGAGUUUAAUAUCGCACUUAUUAUUAUUAUUACUUUUUUGUACGAUUUUUUUUUUUCACUAUUAUUAUAUUAUAUUUUUUAAGUAUUUUAUAAGAUUUUUUUUAUACAUAAAAAUCAAUAAAAAAAUCUCUGUUGUCUUA
Molecule: messenger RNA, 961 nt
Organism: Rhopalosiphum maidis (corn leaf aphid)
Lineage: Eukaryota; Metazoa; Arthropoda; Insecta; Hemiptera; Aphididae
Product: band 7 protein CG42540-like
Exons: 2
Coding region: 52-777 (241 amino acids)
Cellular component (GO): chitin-based extracellular matrix
Molecular function (GO): structural constituent of chitin-based larval cuticle
Source: RefSeq, a predicted model, not a curated record